Equus caballus (horse) is the source of this 1822-nucleotide messenger RNA. It is a transcript of the gene CLDN5, whose product is annotated as claudin 5. Gene Ontology annotation, cellular component: plasma membrane; bicellular tight junction. Gene Ontology annotation, biological process: cell adhesion; bicellular tight junction assembly. Lineage: Eukaryota; Metazoa; Chordata; Mammalia; Perissodactyla; Equidae. The record is from RefSeq and is a predicted model, not a curated record. Gene Ontology annotation, molecular function: structural molecule activity.
AGUUGGUACGGACCCAGGUGAUGCAGCUCCUUAAAUGGGGAGGCUGGGACACUCAAAGAGGUGGCCCGCGGACCGUGCGCGCAGCUGCCCCAAGCCAGCCCGCAGCGCGCUCGGCCGUGACUGCGCCAACUAUGUGUGGGGGGCUCGGGGCGGCGGCCGGACAAGGAGCGGUCCCGGCGCCCUCCGCUCCCCCAACGCGCAGUUGUUCUCCUAACUGUCUGCCGGGGCGCCUGUGAUUGGCUGCAGACCGCUGGCCCCCACGCGGAUUGGCCGCUCAGGCACAGGGGGCCUGGACCGAGGAGCAGAGUCCGCCCCCGAACCUUCAAAUGGGAAGCCCCCGGAAAGUGCCCGCACACCCGAGGCUGUUCUGCAGACCCGCGGGGUAGGCGGACGGAGGGCGGUGAGCCGAGCACGAGGGCGCGGAGGCAUUAGGGCCAGCGCAGGGCGCCGAACCGCUCGGCCGAGACACCGCUGCGCCCGCCCGGAGGCCCCGGGGCCGUCGGGCGUGCGUCUUGCCUCCAGCCAUGGGGUCGGCGGCGCUGGAGAUCCUCGGCUUGGUGCUGUGCCUGGUGGGCUGGGUGGGCCUGAUCUUGUCGUGCGGGCUGCCUAUGUGGCAGGUGACUGCCUUCCUGGACCACAACAUCGUGACGGCGCAGACAACCUGGAAGGGGCUAUGGAUGUCGUGUGUGGUGCAGAGCACGGGGCACAUGCAGUGCAAGGUGUACGACUCGGUGCUGGCGCUGAGCACCGAGGUGCAGGCGGCGCGGGCGCUCACGGUGGGCGCCGUGCUGCUGGCACUCGUCGCGCUCUUCGUGACCCUGGCGGGCGCGCAGUGCACCACCUGCGUGGCCCCUGGGCCCGGCAAGGCGCGCGUAGCCCUCACCGGCGGCGCGCUCUACGCGCUCUGCGGGCUGCUGGCGCUCGUGCCGCUCUGCUGGUUCGCCAACAUCGUGGUCCGCGAGUUCUAUGACCCGGCGGUGCCCAUGUCGCAGAAGUACGAGCUGGGCGCGGCGCUGUACAUCGGCUGGGCCGCCUCAGCGCUGCUCAUGUGCGGCGGCGGGCUCGUGUGCUGCGGAGCCUGGGUCUGCGCCGGCCGCCCCGACCUCAGCUUCCCCGUCAAGUACUCGGCGCCGCGGCGGCCCACGGCCAGCGGUGACUACGACAAGAAGAACUAUGUCUGAUGGUGCCGGGCACGGCGGGGCCCCUCGCACCAGCCACGCCCGCGAGCGGGAGGACUGGCCUCCACCCGGCCGCGCCGCGCACAGGCUCCGCGGAAUGCCCAUCUCUGCGCCCGCCCGCGGCCCUCCAACGGGACCCUGCCCGCCCCCGCAGCCCGUCCUCUCUGACUGCCGCUAGCUGGGCCUUGGGCCGCGCGCUGCCCUGAACAGGCGAUGCGCCCUUGGGAGGUCUUCCUCCGUUUCUUUUUCCGUGCGCAGUGCUGGCUCCAACGUGGGCGGGGCGCGGGUUUCUUCGGCUGUGAGGGCUCUGGACUGAAGAUGCUGCUUCUCUCCCUGACCCUUGGGGUCUUGGAUGCCCCCAUACUCUCCAGCGGCUCCUGCUGAUUCCAGAGGGGCUGAUGCAGAGCCCAGGACCCCCAGCCUGGGCUGCCUGAGGGAUGUGUACUGCUGGCCUUUACCCCAUCAGCCAGGCCUGGGCCCGGGGGGACCAAGAGAUCGGCCUGGACCUCCCUGCCUCACCCCAGCAGCUCCCCAGGCGAGGCUUAUGGGCACCAGAGCCCGCGUGUGGGGCUGGGGCUCUGCUCUCCUCUGCAGCUUGGCGGGGAGGGUAAGAAUUCGCUUAGUAAAUGGUUUCAAUACCCUCC